GCUUCAGCCCCAUGAUGGCGUCUCACCGAAUCGGAGUGGUCUUUUUCCGCCGCUUUCUGUGUCGGAAUUUAACAGUCGUCGGUUGCGGCGACGUUAUGUCAGGAUACUUGCGGUGAACCACAUACAUGUAGGCGACAUGAAGGACGAGGAAAACGCGGCCAGGUCAGCGCCGAAUACCGCCGCUGAGCUGAAAAACGGAAUAGCUGUGGAUGGCGGCCGGAGCGGCGCAGGGAUGUCUCCGAGCCCGGUGCUCCGCGAAGCGUCGUCGAACCGAGCUGCAAGCCGAGGCGCUACUGGCAUCCGAGUGCUGAAGCGUAACAUGAAAAGGAACGGCAGCCGUGCCUGCAUGACCAGAAAGACACGGUUUGGCUCACGUGAGCGGGACUGGCUGAAGGGGGACAACCAGCGUGGCUGUGUUUGCCUGUACGGGGCCAAUGAGGUGGUGACCCCGGGCCCCCAGUCUUCAUCUACAGCCCAGCCUGACCUUAAACUGGUGCUCUGCUCCACCAGCACCACUGUGGAGGAGCUGUGUGCCCAGCGCCAAGCCCAAGGCAUCUAUCUGCAGUUGCACGGAGACCUUAUCAGGAGGCUGGACUCCUCUGAACGGCCAUUGCAGAUGGUGUACGACUACCUGACCACUAUGGGCUACGAAGAUCCUGUGCGUGUGCAGCAAGAAGCUGCCAACUCGGACCUCAGCUGCAUGAUUCGCUUCUACAGCGAUCGGCCGGUGAACGCUGAUCAGCAGGAGCGGACUCUACUGACGGGCGUCUUCAUCGUGCGGAAGGGCAAGACGCAGCUCCACAAGUGGGCAGAGAGACAAGUCAUCCUGUGUGGCACCUGCCUGAUCGUAGCCUCCGUUAAGGACAGCCUGACGGGAAAGAUGCACAUCCUGCCCUUGGUCGGGGGAAAGGUGGAGGAGGUGAAGAGAAGACUGCACUGCCUGAUGUUCAGCUCUGCCGGCCCCCAGGCCCAGACCUACUACGUCAACUUUGACACGUUGGCCGAGUACCAGCGCUGGCACCGGCAGGCCUCCAAAGUGGUGUCUCAGACAAUUAGCUUGGUGGAUCUGUCCUGCUACAGUCUGGAGGAGGUGCCAGAAUACUUGUUCUACAGCCAAGACGUCACGCACCUUAAUUUGCGCCACAACUUUAUUAGUCUGGAGGGUCCUGGAGGUCUUUGCAACUUUAACAGAUUCACCCAGCUGAAGAGUCUUAACCUAUCUCACAACCGACUCGGCGUGUUCCCAGAAUCUGUGUGUGAAAUCACCACCCUCUCCGAGCUCAACCUCACCUGCAACGGCCUCAGCUCCAUCCCACCUUGCAUCAACAACCUCCAGAGCCUGCAGACACUCUUCCUGGAUGGGAAUCACUUGAGCUCGCUGCCCGACGAGCUGGGCGAGCUGACACAGCUUAACAGCCUGGGACUCUCCUUCAACAACUUCCCCCACAUUCCUAACGUGCUGGAGAGGCUGAUUGCUGUGGACAGGCUUGCCAUGGCUGGGAACCAGGUGCAGACCUUGGACCUCGGUAGCCUUCUGCGGAUAAGCCACAUCAAGAGCAUAGACUUACGGCUUAACGGGCUCUGCUGUAUGAAGAGCGAGACACUGGAGCCCAUAAAGCAACUUACUCAACUGGAUGUGAGGGAUAACCGACUGACCUCACUGGACCUGAGUGCCACCUGCAAUCUGGAGUGCUUACACUGCGAGCGCAACGAACUGGAAGAGCUCACCCUCAGUGGUUUUGCAUUGCGUACUCUGUAUGCUAAUAACAAUCGUCUAGCAACAGUCAACAUCUAUCCAGUUCCAAACCAGCUAACACACAUGGACCUAUCAUGGAACUGUGUGGAAUACCUGCCAGACUGGGUUUGUGACAGCAGGAAGAUUGAGGUGCUGGAUGUCUCCCACAAUCUGCUGUUGGAGCUUCCAGCCAGACUGCUUAGUGGUCUGAGUCUGAGAAAGCUCCUAGUGGGCAACAAUGCACUGCAACGCCUCCCUGAACUACUGGACCACAUCCCUCUGGAAACCCUGGACCUGCAGCACAACAAGCUCAGCGAACUCCCGGAGGGCUUCUUCUACAAGGCCUUAAAUUUAAAAUACCUGAAUGUAUCAGCCAAUGCACUGGAAACAAUCCCACCGAGUAGCCAAUCCGAGGAGAGCUUAAGCACCCUUCAGGAGCUGUACCUCACAGGGAACAACCUGAAUGAGAACUGCGCUGCUGUUCUGGCGGGCCACCAGAAUCUGCGGGUUUUGCACAUGGCCUACAACCAGUUGCUGUCUUUCCCGGCGAGUAAGCUAAGCAAACUGGAGCUCCUAGAAGAGCUGAAUCUGAGCGGCAACAAGCUGAAGACCAUCCCCUCAACUGUUUUCAGCUGCAAGAGACUGCACACCCUGAUAGCACACUCCAAUCACAUCAGUGUCUUUCCUGAAGUCCUGAACCUGCCCGAGAUAAAGCUGGUGGAUGUGAGCUGCAAUGAGCUCACAGAGGUUUUGUUGCCAGAUUCUCUGUCUGCCACUCUGCAGGAGCUGGACCUGACCGGCAACAGCAGCCUCAUACUGGAACACAAGACCCUCAACCUGUUCAGUCAUAUUACUACUCUGAAGCUGGACCAGAAGACUGCAGGGGACUCACAUGGCACAUGUAAUCUUUGGGAUCAUGGCUACGCUGAAAUGAGUGGCCAAAGAAACAAGCUGUGCGUGUCCGUGCUGACCAUGGACCGCUUUGGAGAUGGCAUGGAGGCGGUGUACAGCAUAUUUGAUGGUGACCGUAAUGAAGAGGUGCCACGACUGCUCCAGUGCACCAUGGGAGACGUGCUGGCUGAAGAGGUCCAACACAGCUGUGUGGACAGUGUGUACAUGUCCAACACAUUUCUCACCUCACACAGAAAGCUGGGGAUGGCCGGACAGAAGCUUGGUGCGUCGGGUCUCCUCUGCUACAUUCAUCAGGAGCCCUCAGAGCUAGGAAGCUACUUCAGCCUGACUGUGGCCAACGUGGGCACCUGCCAAGCUGUUCUUUGCAGAGACGGCCAAGCACUGACCUUGUCCAAGGUCUUUAGUCUGGAACAGAGUGCUGAGGAGACAGAGAGGGUGAAAACAGCCAAAGCAAUUAUAACCGAGGAUAACAAGGUGAGUGGGGUAACAUGCUGUUCUCGCCUGCUGGGCUGCUCCUACCUGUCACCUUGGGUGUUACCCAAGCCCUGGGUGCGCACUGAACCCCUGUGUACACAGGAUGAAUUUCUAAUCUUGGGAAACAGGGCGCUUUUUCAGCACCUCUCCUACCAGGAAGCGGUGAAAACCGUACUGGCUGUCCGAGACCCGCGGGCCGCUGCCAAAAAACUCUGCACGCUUGCUCAGAGUUAUGGGUGCCGGGACAAUGUCGGGGCAGUGGUGGUGGCUCUGCACAUUGGGGAGGAUAGUUGUACCUGUGAGCCUCCUCUCUCCAAUGAUGUUCGAGUGACUACUGUACCUACCCCCAUUUCCAUAUCUGUGCCACCUGUUGAUCCAGCCACUUCCUCCUCUAGUAGUGGCAUUGCUUCAGAAUUCAGCAGUGAGACAUCUGCCUCAGAGGUGGGCAGUGAGGCUGGCUCUACAGCAUCUGAUGAACAAAAUUCCUCAGGCCCUAAUGCACGCCCGGAGCGCCACUGCAGCCUACACCCAGCUGCCACAUUGUGCAAUUCUGUGGGUCCUGGAAGCCUAGUACCGGGAAAUCACCCUGCUCUCUUCCAGCGACAACCUUCCUCUGCUACCUUCUCCAGCAAUCAGUCCGACAACGGUUUGGACAGCGACGAUGAGGCACCGUUGAACGGCGUCAUUUCCAACGGGAGUAAGUUGGAGGUGGAGGUAGACAUCCACUGCUGUGCUUUUCAGCUCCGCUCUGGACGUCCUGACAGCCCGAAGGAGCUGGACCUCCGGCAUGAUUAUUCCAACAACAAGAUGCGUCGUCAGAACAGCGUGGUGGUCUCGACCGCGAACGGCUGCCUCCUGGCUGUUUGUGGCCGGGAGAUCUCAGACCUGAAAAAGUCUCCAUCUACUUCCAGCCUCUUUUGGAAAAAACUCUCCAACGGUUCCAUCGUGGCACCUGAGGACAGCCACAACGUCAUUGAGGUAGCGCUUGAAGCACCUAAAAAGAAAUCUGGUUAUUUUGCUGCGCCUGCUCAGCCAGACCCUGAGGAUCAGUUGGUUGUCCCUCCCAGUCUGGAGCAAGAUGUUCGGGAGCAGCUGAUGAGCCAAAAUUCUGUGGUUCCAGGCCCCCCACCUUCAUUGACUCCACCUAUCAACAGAGAUCCAAACUGGGACCAACCUCACCCUGGUCUCCCUCCUACCACAUUUCAACAGGAGGUCUAUGACACGGCAUUGUAGUCGGUGCUACUUUGUGAUCUAGUGCCAUAUUUUAAAGGCAGGUUGGAGUCGUCUUCUUGGUACCUGUGAUUCUCCAGUUCAUUCAGCUCACAUCUGUGCGUGAAGGCCUGCAUGUGCUUAUGUGGUAGCAUCCAGCGUACCUGGAUUGGUCUGGGGUGAAAUCUCACAAGCAGGAUACUAGAGAACUGGGAAAAUGCACACAUUUCAGGACCAGUUAAACGAGGUCUUGAGAAGGAUGGGCUGUCCCAUAGAAAAAACUACAAUGUGAACUAGAAUACCUCAUAGCUACAUUGCCCUUUACGACUGGAGUCACACAUCUAAGCAGGAUUUUGUUUAAUAGCAGAAAGAUUUAAGGGGCUAAACCGUGACCAGAAGGUAAGAAAAGUGCCUAUUGCAGUUGGUUAUGGGGUUCCAGGGUCCACACUGGUCUGGUAUGCAUUUUUUAUUAGCCAGUAAUGCCAAUUCAUUUUUUUCUCCUAAUUGUUGCCAUCCUGGUCCUGAAGGAAAAGCCGUUCUUUAUUGUAUGGAAACUUUCUCUGGAAUGAAUUCUGGUUAUUGCUGGAGCACAGGUCAACGUGGAGGACUUUUUGGAACCCUUUUGCACAAUGAAAAAGAAUAGUGCAUCACACAGCACAUUCUGGGCUGUGGUGGAAACGUGCAAUAGUGGUGGUAGGUCAUCCUGUAUGUUUCAUAACAUUGAAGCAUCAAGCACACAGCCCUCUAAUUUGGAUGGGGAACAGAAAAAAAGACCUUAUUACUUCGGGCUAAAAUCACAGCAUAGUUGGGAGCUAUUAGGAGUACUUGAAAUGUGCCAUGAGCAACUGGUUUAGAGCUCCUUAAUGCAUAAAUACUGUACAUAUUUGAUCUUUGCACUAAACUGCUGCAAAGUAACGCUGAUACUGAUUGAGCAUGACUGGGCUUUUUUUUUCAUCUAGUAUCCGAACCAGGAAAUUAGUCAUUAAUACAUAUUAAAUCUGUAUUUUCAGCAGAUUUUGUGCCAUUAAACGUGAGAUUGUUUUGGA
Molecule: messenger RNA, 5376 nt
Organism: Trichomycterus rosablanca
Lineage: Eukaryota; Metazoa; Chordata; Actinopteri; Siluriformes; Trichomycteridae
Gene: phlpp2
Product: PH domain and leucine rich repeat protein phosphatase 2
Exons: 19
Coding region: 137-4354 (1405 amino acids)
Molecular function (GO): protein binding
Source: RefSeq, a predicted model, not a curated record